CGAUCAAAACCAUCUUUCGUCCAUCCACUCAUCCACUCCUUGAUUGAGUCAUUUCAUCGACACGUCUGUCCUGGUAACACAGUCGGUUAUAAAUUGAACGAUUCGGCCAUCUCUCUGUAUCUGUGACCGUGUCAAAAAACAUCAGCGGGGUCCAAGGGUACACACGCACAGACACCAGCAUCACAAGGCUCAAACGAUGGCCGAGGCCAAGAUCUUAUACACAGACGCACCACCAACACCAACAGCAGCAGAGACAUAUUCACAUACACGAAUGAGUGGUUCGGGGGGCACCAACACACGCAGACAGACAGGCACUCACCAACACACGCAGACAGGCACUCGGUAGCCGACUCCCACCCUCAAACCAUCUCCAGGUGAACCGCCCGCGGCUUCCCAAUGAUCUGCCGAGGCGGUGCCGUCCUGUGUUCAACGCUCCUUCUCGCCCUCCUGGCCCUCGCUGGCUCCCUCUCCUCUGGCAGGUCCUGAUAGCCCCUCAGCAGACUCCGGCCAAACACGCGCCUCUGGCAUAACCGAUAAGCCUUCAUGCAUGCGCCCGUGUAGGCGCAAUAGUACCCGCACAUGGCCACGAGCAACACCCCCACCACAGCCAGCACAGCAGCGCCUCUGUUGCGGAACUGGUCCUGGUCCGUGUCUUCCUCUUUGCCGCCCUGACCGCCACCGCCUCCCUCCGUCGCAUUUGGGGGUGUGGUUGAUGAUGGGAUGGGAGUCAUGGGUAGGCCUUCUUCCGUCAUGGGCGUGCUCUCAGCCCCUGAUGUGACAUUCUCUGAUGGUGCUGCCGGCGUCGCCGUCUCGUUUGCACUGGUCGGUUCCGGCGAUGGGGAGGAGAGGCCCUCAUCUGCCAUUGUGGGGGUUGCUGUCGAGUUGGACUCAUCCAAGGGGAACUGAGAAGGAGAGGCUGUGGUGGAUGCUGGCGAGUCUGUUGUUAAUUGGAGCCGCCGAAGGACAUCAUCGUGGUAGUCUUGAAAAGCCCCACGCCUCACGGCCCCUCGGGCAAGAAGAGGAAAGGCGCCACUGCAGAAUAAGAUGAAUACAAGAAUCCUCAUGUUAGAAGGCACCCCUAGCUCAUGCCAGACACCCCAGAGCGCGAAAUCCGU
Molecule: messenger RNA, 1115 nt
Organism: Vitrella brassicaformis
Lineage: Eukaryota; Vitrellaceae
Source: the annotation of a GenBank genome assembly